CUCGUCUUGAAAGUAGGUCAAUUUCCUUUUUUCAGCCAAUCAGAAAGGAGGGGCGCAAGAUAGGGAGGAGCAACAUUGAGCAAAGUCCAGGAAGAAUUGUUCAGUCCUCGAGAUAAAUAGAUUAGCUACAUUUUGUUCCCCAACAUCUAACGAAGAGUCUGUGGUCUAAACUUCGAGUGGCGCUGACCUGUCGAGAUGGCUGACAACAGAGAUAAAGCUACCGAUCAAAUGAAGACGUGGAAGGAGAACAGGGGCUUGCAGAGGCCAGACACCCUGACCACAGGGGCUGGCCAUCCGGUUGGAGACAAGCUGAACCUGCAGACUGCAGGACCGAGGGGCCCUCUGCUUGUGCAAGAUGUGGUCUUCACAGAUGAGAUGGCCCACUUUGACCGGGAACGAAUCCCAGAGAGAGUGGUGCAUGCCAAAGGGGCAGGCGCGUUUGGCUACUUUGAGGUGACUCAUGACAUUACUCGCUAUUGCAAGGCUAAGGUGUUUGAGCACGUCGGCAAGACUACACCUAUCGCUGUGCGCUUCUCCACUGUGGCUGGGGAAUCAGGAUCUGCAGACACAGUGCGAGAUCCCAGAGGCUUUGCAGUCAAGUUUUACUCUGAGGAGGGGAACUGGGACCUGACGGGCAACAACACCCCUAUUUUCUUCAUCAGGGACGCCCUGCUGUUCCCGUCCUUCAUCCACUCCCAGAAGCGCAAUCCCCAAACCCACAUGAAAGACCCCGACAUGGUGUGGGACUUCUGGAGCCUGAGGCCUGAGAGUCUGCAUCAGGUGUCUUUCUUGUUCAGCGAUCGAGGUUUGCCCGAUGGCUACCGUCACAUGAACGGCUACGGCUCUCACACCUUCAAACUGGUCAAUGCUGAUGGUGAGCGUUUCUACUGCAAGUUCCAUUACAAGACUGAUCAAGGAAUAAAGAAUCUAUCUGUAGAGGAAGCCGACCGCCUGGCUGUCACCAAUCCAGAUUAUGCCAUCGGAGACCUGUUCAACGCCAUUUCCAAUGGCAACUACCCGUCCUGGACUUUCCAUAUCCAAGUCAUGACAUAUGAGGAUGCUGAGAAGUCUCAAUUCAAUCCCUUCGACGUUACCAAGGUUUGGUCACAUAAAGAAUACCCUUUGAUCCCUGUGGGCAAAAUGGUACUCAACAGGAACCCAGUCAACUACUUUGCCGAGGUGGAGCAGCUGGCCUUUGACCCCAGCAACAUGCCACCAGGCAUCGAGCCAAGCCCUGACAAGAUGCUGCAGGGUCGUCUCUUCUCCUACCCAGACACACACAGACACCGACUGGGAGCCAACUACCUGCAGAUCCCCGUCAACUGCCCCUUCAGGGCCCGUGUGACCAACUACCAGCGUGAUGGUCCGAUGUGCAUGUAUGACAACCAAGGAGGAGCUCCAAACUACUAUCCCAACAGCUUCAGUGCCCCAGAGACACAGCCUCAGUUUGUGGAGUCGAAGUUCCAGGUGUCUCCAGAUGUGGCGCGCUACAACAGUGCAGAUGAAGAUAAUGUCUCACAGGUGCGUACCUUCUACACGCAGGUGCUGAACGAAGAGGAGCGCCAGAGACUUUGCAAGAACAUGGCAGGAGCCCUGAAGGGAGCCCAGCUCUUCAUCCAAAAACGCAUGGUCGAGAACUUGAAGGGUGUCCAUCCAGACUAUGGUAAUAGGGUUCAGACCCUUCUCAACAAGUUCAGUGCAGAGGCCCAGAAGAACACAAGUCUUCAUGUUUACAGCCGUCCAGGAGCCAUCGCCGCGUCCUCUAAGAUGUGAUGCCUUAACCUGACCCCGGAGGCAGCCCGUCAUUUAGAUCUUCCGUGAUUACCCACUGCUAAUGCCAGUGUCAUGAUUGGACUCAACUCUCCAAUUACUAAUUGUCAGUAACAUGACUGAAGUACUAACCUUGUAGUGUCACCGUUGGGGUUAGUUAAUUUCUAAUACAGCCAGUCCAACCUGUUGAUUUUCUUCAACGUUCUCAAAGCUUGUUGUUUUCUAAGAUAUAAGAGGUUCUGGAUCUCAAAUUCCGUGAGGUUAAUUUGUGAUUGUGAUUGAACACCCAAUUAGAAAAAAAUCCCCAGAUUGUUUUUUACAAUUUAAAACCAAUUUUGUCCUUUUGACUGUUUAUACCUGGUUAUGAAAAUAUGCUAAUUUUGAGUGCUUAAGAUUAAC
This is a messenger RNA of Etheostoma cragini (Arkansas darter), 2169 nucleotides long. It is a transcript of the gene cat, whose product is annotated as catalase. Bases 196 to 1773 code for a protein of 525 amino acids. The record is from RefSeq and is a predicted model, not a curated record. Gene Ontology annotation, biological process: hydrogen peroxide catabolic process; response to hydrogen peroxide. The transcript is spliced from 13 exons. Lineage: Eukaryota; Metazoa; Chordata; Actinopteri; Perciformes; Percidae. Gene Ontology annotation, molecular function: heme binding; catalase activity. Gene Ontology annotation, cellular component: cytoplasm; peroxisome; mitochondrion.